Messenger RNA from Bipolaris maydis ATCC 48331, 1086 nucleotides. RefSeq lists its product as uncharacterized. The record is from RefSeq and is a predicted model, not a curated record. Lineage: Eukaryota; Fungi; Ascomycota; Dothideomycetes; Pleosporales; Pleosporaceae.
AUGGUCGACGCCCAAGAUGCGGUUAGUAGAGAGACUCGAGCUCCUAUUACUCUUGCUAUUGUCGCCGUCUUUACAGUCCUUUCAAGCCUUUGCGUAGCCCUUCGACUCUACACCAGGAGGGUGAUACUACGAUUUGUCGGGCCCGAUGAUUACAUGAUCUUGGUAGCACACACUCUGAGCCUUGCGCAGUCCGGUAUCAAUUUCGGAAUCGUGAUAGCUGGUGGGGCAGGACAACAUGUUGAGUAUGUACAGGACAAAUUGCCAACCUUCAACCGGUUGGUGCUGGCUGCGACGGCAGUCUAUAACGCAGCGCAGAUUGCGACCAAAAUCUCGCUUCUCACCCAGUACUGUCACAUUUUCCCGGGCAGAGUAAUGCGAAUCAUCUCGCAGUGGAGCAUUGGGCUGCUUCUUUUAUGGGGGAUAGCGCAGCAGGCAUUUACACCAUGCACCUGUACGUAUGCGUCGAUUACUACUCUGACGCCAGAAAACUGCAUCGCCGACGACAUACCGAUUGCACUUAAUGCCAUUGUCAACAUGGUGACGGAUUUCCUGAUUCUUCUCAUCCCUAUCAAGCCUGUGCUUGGGCUGCAAAUCAACUGGGUGCGCAAGACGUACCUGAUAGUUGUUAUGUGUAUGGGCUUGGGUGUAUGCAUCAUCUCCGCCGUACGGCUCGACAUGCUGGUUGGAGGUAGGCACGACUGGAGAGACAUAACAUGGAAAAUGGCAACCAUUGCAUACCUUUCAACAAUCGAAACCAGCCUGGGAAUAAUGUGUGCCUGCAUCCCGGCGCUUCGGCCACUGAUGAGGAGAGUGCUGCCAAACAUGCUUGGAUCAAGCGCAAAGGACACGACAAAUGGUGCGAUGCGAUACGGAAGCAGAGGCACAAGGCUGGCCGAGGCAAACGGUACCAAAACAAAGGCGAGCCCGGUAAAUGGCAUUUACGUACAAAAAGACGUGCAAUUUCAUAGCACGACGGAGCUCAGGGAUGUUUCGGGGAGUAAAGAACCGUACCCGGCCUCUGACCGAUCAUCCGACGAUGAGAUGAGCUUGGAACGGGCCUUCCCGCCGACAAUGGCGAAACCAUAG